AGACCUAGAAUGGUGCAAACCAGUGAGCCGAUGGCUCGAACACCCAUACAAUUUGGGGAAAAUAUGCGAAUCACAGUGGCGGCCAGUCAGGGCGGUCGUCGUUAUAUGGAGGAUAGAUGUGUAAUUCACACUGAACGAAUCAACAAUGGCCUUCUCGAUUGGACGUUUGUCGGAGUUUUCGAUGGACACGGCGGUGAACACGCUUCAGAAUACGUCCGCCGCCAUUUAUUGAUGAAUAUUACGAAAAAUCAAAAAUUCGAGUCAAAUUCGGAUGAGGAUAUUCUCGAAGCAAUUCGGCAGGGAUUCCUGAUGACUCACGAACAAAUGCGCCAUGUUUAUGACGAAUGGCCAUAUACAGCAAGUGGAUACCCGUCAACUGCCGGUACAACAGUUAGCUGCGUUUUUAUUCGAAAUGGAAAACUCUACACUGGACACGUCGGAGAUUCCGCCAUUUUUCUUGGAACCGUUGAAAACGGAGAACUGCAUUCCCGACCACUGACAACAGAUCAUAAGCCAGAAUCGGUUCACGAGCAGCUGAGAAUUGCAAAAGCCGGCGGUGAAACUGCUGUAAAAAGUGGUGUAACACGUGUUGUAUGGAAACGCCCACAAAAAAUGAGCCAAUUUAUGAUGAUGACGAGUAAUAGUAAUGAACAGAAGCACCACCAGAAUCCACAAAUUAUGGAAAAUAUUCCAUUUUUAUCCGUUGCCAGAAGUUUGGGCGAUUUGUGGUCUUACAACGAAAAGACGAAUAUGUUUAUUGUCUCACCGGAACCUGAUUUGGGAGUCCACCGGCUGACAGGAAAUGACUUUUGCCUCGUACUAGCUUCUGAUGGAAUGACAAAUGUAAUGACUGGUGAUCAAGCAAUAUCAAUUGUAUUUAAAGAAGAAGAAAUGGUUGAAAUUCAUGAAGAAAUCAAUCGAAAUCAUUCGAGAUGUGUGCUCCGUUCGGCUCUACAGAAAUGGAGAUCACUGAGAGCUGAUAAUGUGACAAUUGCCACUGUUAUAUUCGAUAUUGAGCCAAUUAAGUAUACAGAUGCCGAGAUGCUCAUGAAAGUUGGCAAAUAUGUUAAUGCGUCGCAGGUGCUCACAGAUCGUCCAGACGCGAUGCUAAAAGUAUCAAAAAAUGAAAAUAUUCUAUUAUCAACUCAACGUACACCAAUAAUCUAUAAUGGGUCAAAAGAUGUCAAUUUCUGUCGUGUAACGUACAAAGGACCCGGUUUUCGUACUCAUGAAGACGAAUUAUUGGAAGAAAGACGAAAUUUGAUGAGCAAAUUUGGUGGUGUUGAUGGAGGAGCCGCAAUUGCUAUAGCCGGUGGACCACCAGUUGAUGCGAGACGUGGAGAUACUACUGGGAAAGACGAGAAUAAUGUGAAAUAUGAUGUUAAUGGAGAAGAGGACGAUAUUAUCAAUGAUAUCACCACUGAAGAAGAAGCAUCACAGGAAAUUGAUCUGAGCUUGAGAUUGGUUCAGCGUUCUACGGCAGUAACAAUAAUAGAAUCACCAAAUCGUCCACCACGUCCACAUGCUCCACGUCCAGUAUUCAUUGAUGAUUCAAUUAUUGAAGAAGAAAAUGAUGGAAAUUUGGAUGAAAAAUCACUGAUUGGAGUACAAAUUACACCAUCACGUACUUCACCAGGACACUGUACUGUACGACGUGUUAAAGCUGAAGCUGUUCGAAAACUUAGAACACCGAAAAUGUCGACGAUGGAUGAAUCCAGUAGCAGCAGUACCCCGCCAGACCGUCGUAUUACUCGUUCCGCAUCAAAAGGACUAAAAACUCCGCCAACUCCGGAGCCGCCACGUGGAAUAAUUGGAGUAAAUCCGAAUUUAACAGCCGACGCUGUCCUCCUACUGACACCCCGCCGCCGACGAUCGACAAGAAUUCAAAAUUCAUGUGCUUCUGCUGCUGCUCCUGGAGCAGCUUCACUAUCGACUGAAAAGCUUACACAGAGCAGCAGAAAAAGAGCACGAACUUGUGCUGUUGGAGCAGCUUCUGGUGUUACACCAGUUGUUGCUAGUUUGACGCUGCAGGAUCAUCAACUCCUCCGCCCACACACACACGCCCCGCCUCCAACUCCAUCUCGCUCCGCCCCCUCGUCGCCAUCGUCGAAAAAAUGUGAAAUUUCUUCUUCGCUAAAAACGAGUAAAUCGGCAAAAGCUUCAUCUCUAUCGAAACUGGAUGAUGGAAUUAUUCGAGUUUCAGAAAUUGCAGACGAAGAAGAUGAUGAUGACGUCACUAUGAUGAGGGGUCCACCGUCGAAAAUGCGACGAUUUUUUGGAUAUAUGAAAAAAAUGGUUUGGGGGAAGUAGUAAUAAAGUUUUUUUUGAGAUUUUUUAGACGUUUUUAGACGCGAAAAUUGGCUGAAAAUUGAGGCUUUUGACCGAAAAUUUGCAAAAAUCGAAUUUUUUGGCCGAAAAUUUUCAUUUUUCGCAAAAAAAUCACCCAAAAACUGAUUUUUUUUUGUUGAGUUUUUUACAGAAAAAAUUCAAAUUUUGAGAAUUUUGAGCUAAAAAUUUGGGCAAUUUUUACGGAGAAAUGCUCAAAAAAAUGAAUUUUAUGUUAAAAAUCGAGUUUUUUCGCUUAAAAAAGUGAAAAUUCCGCCAAAUUUCAAAUAUUUUCCAGCUAAAAACUUUGUUUUUGGACUAUUUUUUGGCUAAAAAAUCCAGUUUUCACAUUAAAAAUUGCCGAAAAUUUGAAUUUUUGGGUCAAAAAUCGCUGAAAAAGCAAAUUUUCCACCUAAAAACCUCGAAAAAUGCUCAUUUUCCCCAAUUUUCCCCCCGUCAAAUUUUGAAUAAUUAUCAACAUUUUUCCUGGUAUUUAAAUUCACUGUCGGUCUCUCUAUUUUUCCCCCAUUUUUCCACUUUUCACCCCAUUUCUCACUAGUUUGUAUCAUUUUUUGUGCUCCGAGCUUUCGAUUCUUUGCUCUUUUACUCGAAGAUCAUCAUCCAUCCAAUUUUUGUUCACUUUUACCGGCUCGCGGAGCACAUUUUUCGGCAUUUUUGGCCAUUUUUUUGUUGGAAUUUUUGAGAAAAUUUCACAAAAAUUGAAGAAUUUUAAGCUAAAAAAGUGGAAAUUUCAGCGAAAAUAUGGAUUAUUUUUACUGAUUUUAUCACUGAAAAAUUCAGAAAAAUUGGGAUUUUCUAGGAUUUUUUCACUGAAAAACUUGAAAAAAUCCCACAAAUUCUGGAAUUUUCACUGAUUUUUUUUCUGGAAAUUUGAACAAUUUUCAGCCAAAAACUGAAAUUUUCCUGAAAUUUCUCUAAAAAUUUUGGCGAAAAUUCAAAUUUUCAGUUGAAAAACCAAUUUUUCUGAAAAAUUUCGCUUUUUUCUCCAAUAAAAAUGACCCAAAAAUUCCAAUUUUUUUUUUCAAAAAUUUGUAAAAUUUACUCGAUUUCUCUCAUUUGUUCUUUAUUUAUUAUUAACUAAAAUAUCACAAAUUUCUUAUAACUAUUCACCUCCCAAUCCAUCCAUCUUAUCCUAAUUAUUUGAUUUUUUUUGUGAAAAAAUAAGAAUUUGAACAUUUUCA
Caenorhabditis elegans is the source of this 3527-nucleotide messenger RNA. It is a transcript of the gene ppm-1.D, whose product is annotated as PPM-type phosphatase domain-containing protein. The coding region runs from base 10 to 2310 and encodes 766 amino acids. The transcript is spliced from 10 exons. Lineage: Eukaryota; Metazoa; Nematoda; Chromadorea; Rhabditida; Rhabditidae. The record is from RefSeq and is marked reviewed.